GUUACCAGCUUGACAUGAAUGCUUUCAACUGCUCUGAUAUCAAAGAGUGCGAUGAAAAGAAAGACAAUUGUGAACAGCUGUGUGUGAACACAAAUGGGUCAUUUAGCUGUGAAUGUCGUGAUGGAUAUAGAUUGCAUUCUGAUGGUCACACAUGUAGAGACAUUAACGAGUGUGUAGAGGAUCCCACUACAUGUAACAUUAUCGGACAAAAUUGUGCUAACUUACCUGGCACUUUUAACUGCUCCUGUCCUUUGGGCACAGAGGUUAUCAGUGGUGCCUGCAGAUUGGCUGAUGACUGUGCAUCCAACCCAUGUCUAAAUGAUGGAGAGUGUCGUGAUGGUUUAAGUAUGUUUACAUGUUUGUGUUCAUCAGGCUACACGGGGACUGUUUGUGAUAAAGAGGUGAACGAGUGUGACUCAGAUCCUUGCCAGAAUAAUGGUAUUUGUAUGGACAGAUUUGACAGGUAUGAAUGUGACUGUAUCCCUGGUUAUGAAGGACUGUCUUGUGAAAGAGCAACAAAUGAAUGUAACUCGAUGCCAUGCCACAAUGGGGCAGAGUGUCGUGACCUUCAUCUGAGUUAUAGUUGUCAAUGCGUAUUAGGAUUUACUGGAGAUUUAUGUGAAACAAAGAUUAACAGAUGUGAGUCGAGUCCAUGCCAACACGGUGGUACUUGUAUGGAUGUGCUGGCUGGGUAUACAUGCAACUGUAGUGGAGGUUACAGUGGAGCAAACUGCGAGAUAGAUAUCAAUGAGUGUUUGAUCAAUCCAUGUCUGAAUGGCGGUGUUUGUUCAGAUCUUGUCAAUGGGUUUGUUUGCACUUGUGCUGGUGAAUUCAGUGGAACUUUAUGUGAGAGAGAACCGAAUGUAACUAUUCCUUGUACCAGUAGUUACCUGCCAUCAGACUGUAGUAAUUUUGUUGAGUGUGCCGAGACUGCCUUUCCUUGCGCUCGAUCAUACUUCACAAAACUUCUCCUGCCAUUUUGUAAGCUACAGAGUAGCACUACGACUACCCAAACUUGGACUUCUGCUGCAAGUUCUUGCUUGAUUAAACAAAUUCAGCAAUAUUUGAAACUAAAUUAUACCAGCUUACCAUCACCAUCAGAAUGCACUACGUUUCAGCAAUUUGUUUUUCGUGCUCAAGAAUCAUGUUUCAAUGUGUCUCUGUGCAGCACUGUUGUUAACUCUGCUGAUGCUAACAAAGUUUCAGAAGUCUUUGACAUGUAUGACCUUCUGCGUGACAAAAGCAUUGAGCAGAUGCUGCAACUCAUUGAGUCUUGUGCUGGAGACACUGUUGAUGCACUGGCUAGUAGUUUGAAAGAUAGAGGGUUCUAUAUCUGUGUAGAAGUUGAGUUGUCAGAAGAUGUCAAUGAAACAGAUGUUACACUACGCACGCGUGCUCAGCUUCAAGAAACCAUCACUGCACUUAAAGGGGCUCCUAGUGACAUUACCAGUGUUACUACUGAUGUGUGUUCUUUAUUGUUAUCUUCAAACAGUCGAAAACGUCGUGACAUUGAUGAGAAUGCAACAGUAAAGCGAAUUAGACGCAAUGUAGACAAUGUGACGGACUCACCAUCCAUUGUAUAUCCUACAACCGUUCAAUUAGCAUUUAAGAGCAGUGGAGAAAAUGCUGCAAGUUUGACUGCUUUAUGUGACAGUUCAGCUGAAGCUAUCAAUGCAACACUAGCAUGCUCUAUGUGCGGUAAUGGUGUGUUAAAUGUGGUUGAUGAAAAUUGUGAUGAUGGAAACAGUAUGUCUGGUGAUGGCUGUUCUAGUGAGUGUAUGAGUGAGUCAGGUUUUGACUGCAACACAAAUGUGGCACCCAAUAUUUGUUACAAGAAGAAUUGUGGUGAUGGUGUUCGUGUGACUGGAGAAGAUUGCGACAAUGAAAACAGUCCUGGUUGUUCAAACUGCUUGAAAGUUCAAGGCUUUACAUGCCAUACUCCUUUCUAUGAAAUGAGUAUAUGUUUCAAUUGUGGUAAUGGAAUAGUCGAAGAGUCAGAGGAGUGUGACAAUGGCUUCAGUAUCGACAUUGAUGGUUGUAACAACACUUGCUUUGUCGAUCACUUGUGGAAAUGUACUUCUGUGAUUGGAAAAUGGAGUGUUUGUCAACAUACUUCUGUUGACUUUAAUGCUGCAGAUAACAUGACAUUGAAUCCUCCUGAAAUUCAUUUUAACACUGGAGGUGUAACGUUGUUUAUAGUAAAUGAUGCUAGGCAGUUGGAUAUCGAUGACUUCGGUGACACGGACUGGGAAAGAAUUGAACUUGUUUUGUCUGUUCCUUUAUCUGCCAGCAUCUUCUAUGAGAACGUGGACUACUCUCGCAGUCAGGCAGCAACUCAAGAAAGAAUAUCUUUUUCCGAUUAUGUGGAGUUGGAUAACGCUAUUAGAGAGGGCAGCACUGUUAACAUUAAGUUGGGAAUGAGGCAGAAAACGAUUAUACGACUGUCGAAGCCCGCUAAUCUAACGCACGUAUUGCUAUCUUUGAUGUAUAGUCAUGCAGCAUCUGAAUCAGUAUAUGGAGAGUACAGAUAUGUGAAUGUAACAAUUGUGGAUAUUUUUGGCGAAGCAGCCCCUACUGUAACUGUAACUCUCAGAUACAUUGGCAACAAUGAACACUCUCCGGUUGUCAAUAUUGCAACAAAUUUAACAGAAUUACUAGAAGGUGUGGAAGAAAUAGUUGUGACUGGUGGAACUUUAACAUUGACUGAUGUGGACAAUGAUAUCUUUCCAGUAAAGUCAGCAUUUGUAAAGAUUUUGGGAGAGACCGAGACUAUCGUGUAUCAAAGAUUGAAUGCAACUGUAAUCUUUCCAUGGAUUAACGUAACGUAUGAUGAAGUGAAAGGAGAGCUGCAUUUUGUGGGUGAUGCUUCUGAAAUAGAAUAUCAGGCUAUGUUGAACUCUGUCAUCUAUAUCAAUACGUUUGAGGAUAUUGGAGGAUUGCCGUUUGACCACAUUGUUGUGACGUUUGGUGUUUCUGAUGGAGCAAACUCACCAGGCACAGCAGUCGUGAUAAUUCACUUGAUUAAUGUGAACAAUCCUCCUGUUGUAUUAAUCAGUCAGCAGUUGUCUGCAAAUAUUUCAUUUAUUGAAGGGGGUGACCCAGCAUCUUUGCCCCACGACUCUGUACGUAUCACUGACAGUGACAACAGCCUUCUUUCUGGAGCCAUCAUUACACUUUUGAACAGCCAGGCAGGUGAUGUGAUAUCGGUUAAUACAAAUGAGACUACUAUUGCUGUCAAUGAGUUUACUGAAGCUGGUCAUCGUUAUUUGGAACUGAAUGGUAUUGCUCGUAUUGAGAUGUAUGAGGAAGUAGUGUCAUCUCUCACUUACUCUUUCACGUUACCAAGAUCCAGUGUGUUGAAACACAUGGUGAAAGUUAUUACAUUGAUCGUGUCUGAUGGAACCAACAAUAGUGAUGUAGUGGGAAUCAAUGUGGCUAUCACACCAGUGAAUGAUGGUCCUAUCAUACACUUCAGUCCUGAUGCCGAGUUUCCGUUGGAUUCAGAUCGAAAUUAUGCUGUUGGUUUUACUGAGGAGGACAAACCUGUCAAUUUGAUUCCAAACGCAACAACAAUUUUUGAUGUUGAUAGCACUUAUGCUGGAGGGGCUACCAUACAACUGCAUGGCAUUAUUGACAAAAUGGAGGAGAGAUUGAUAAUCGAUAAGCUGUUAGCUGACAUUCACAAUAUUAGCAUCAAUGUGUCAUCAUUUCAUUCGUCAUUUAACAUAACUCUUGUUGGGAUUGCCAGCUUUGAAGUUUACAGACAAAUCAUUUUGACGCUGCAGUAUGAAGACACCAAAGUUGAUGAGCCACAAGAAGGUUCAAGAAUUGUUGUGAUUGUGUUGAAAGAUGAACAGGGUGUAGCAGGAUUGCCUGCUUUUGUUACUGUUACGGUGACAAGACGCAAUGAUCCUCCAGAGUUGAGUCUUGGUGUUGGCUUUGGCGAAGAAGAUGUGAUAGAGUUCAGUGAGAUAGAGGAAGGAGAUAAUGGAGCUGGUAUUCACGUCGUGAGUUUGCCACAUCGUGUUGCCAUUAGAGAUGAGGAGGAAAACACACAGCAACAGUUUAUUCAAAAGAUGAUUAUUCAACUCAGAGCCACGGGUUGUGGAGAGCUUGAUGCAAUGGAAUAUGUGUAUUUAUUGCAGUGUCCAGAUACAGGGUUUUUGUGUCAAUUUUCUGAUGAUGGCAAAAGCAUCAGUAUGUCUGUUGAUCAACAGGUGAUGGAUGUAGUCGCUAUCCGAAAGACGUUUCAAGAAGUGUUGAGUUCUGACGUUUUCUACAUCAAUCUUAAGGAUGAGCCAACUUUAUAUUGUGUGAAUCAGACAGAACAGAACGUAGAGUUUGAUCGAUAUAUUGAUGUGACAAUCAGUGACAGUGGGUCUUCUUCUCUCAACACCACUGUCAGUAUCCGUGUAUUGAUAUCACCCAUUAACGACAAUGCACCACUUUUGUCUCUUGCUGUAUCUGAUGGCUGUGAGGUGUCUCUUGCAGAUGAAGAUUAUGCUGCCUUAGCGUAUGGUACACUAGUACAGUCAAUUAAGAAACGUGACGUACCCAAGAGAAGAAAUGCUGCUAACCGACAGGCUCCAAGUGUGCUGUAUGUUAAGGCCGUUAACAGUCCCUCAGGCAGCUUACAAUCUGGAUCAUCAUUGUCUAUUUCAUUCUCUCACCAUACCAACAUGCCUUGCGUAUUGAGACCUGCCGAUCUCCGUCGAGUUCUCAUUUUGAAUCCACCUUUUCUUUUGGAUACACCACACAUGGCGUUUUGGCGAGAUCCUCAGACACUGACCAUUUUCUUUCUUGCAAGUAAUGAUGAACCAUUGGCCAUUGCUGACAUUUUUGUUGUAUUCAAUGGUCAGAAAGAAAACUGUGAUGUAGACAGCUUGUGUGAACAUGGUGUAUGCCUUGCUGGUGGCUGGUCAUGUAGCGUCACUGGUUCCUAUGGAGUGCACCAAAAUGCACCAUUGCAUCACUCUGAUACCAACACAGUCAGGAACCACGACACAGUGCUCGUGUCAUCCACUAAGGAAGUAAAACAGUCUCAGUCAAAUGAUUGGUAUCUGCUUGUUGUCUUAACGUGCUUUAUCAUAAUUGUUCCUGUCGUUAUUGCUAUUGGAUGCCGUUAGUAAGGUCGGAGUCUGUUUUAUGUGAACAAGGGUUUUCUGUGUAUUGCACAAUUGCAUAAGGAAUUCGAAGUACGCGAGUGAUGGUAGCAUUCACACUUGCGGCCUAGAACUAUAGUACGCUUGAAACUUUGCUUUAUACUAUUGCAUGAAGUAUUUGUACUGUUUUUAGGUAAGAAAGAACAACUGCACGUUUGCUUUACAGUAAAUUCCAGCUGUUGUAAUUUUCUAGCUAUGUUUAACGUACAGUUUUUUGUGUGCCA
This is a messenger RNA of Corticium candelabrum, 5386 nucleotides long. RefSeq lists its product as uncharacterized. The coding region runs from base 15 to 5126 and encodes 1703 amino acids. The record is from RefSeq and is a predicted model, not a curated record. The transcript is spliced from 29 exons. Lineage: Eukaryota; Metazoa; Porifera; Homoscleromorpha; Homosclerophorida; Plakinidae. Gene Ontology annotation, molecular function: calcium ion binding.